AUGUCAUAUAGGUGUAUAGUUCUUUCAAAAUAAUCAUUCGAUGUAUCUUUCACGAGCAUUGUUUUGGAUAUUGAAAGUUGCAUAAAAGUUGCAUUACACAAUUAGUAUGAACUCUUAUAUGUUAAUUACAUAUUGUUGAUUAAAAGACUUUACUUAUUCACAUACAAUUCAGCACAAUCUGGUAAAAACGAUGGCAUCGAGCAGAAGUACGAGAGAAGUUCUAUUAUCACUAGUGGAUGAUAUUGAAUUGAUAGCAAAGGAAAUGAUAGAGAAUACAAUCGCUCAGAAACCUUCAAAGCUUUCAAGCACAGAGCAUGCUCAGUUAACCGAAUUGUUGGUCGCCAAGGAUAAUGAAUUCAAAGCGACAUUGAAACGGGCGGCCGAGCAAGCUAAAAUCAACCUGAAGAUGGAGGCGUUGAGAGCCGAGGUAGAGAGGCAAGACCAGGAUAUUCAGCAGCUACAACGACAGUUGAAGGAAGCAGAGCAGAUCCUGGCUACUGCGAUUUAUCAGGCAAAGCAGAAAUUACAGUCUAUCGCACGUGCCAAUAAGAGACCGGUUUCUUCAGAAGAGCUUAUCAAGUAUGCACAUAGAAUAAGCGCAACCAAUGCAAUUUGCGCGCCCUUAACAUGGCAACAGGGAGAUCCUAGAAGACCAUAUCCCACCGAUAUCGAAAUGAGAUUAGGAUAUCUAGGUCGAUUGAGCGACUUACCUUUAAACGGACAGUUGCUUGGCUCUCAUCCAGGUAUACCGUCUGAUUUACACAGAGCAGGACAUCCUGCUGGAGAACCACCCGUUUCGCAGUCGAAUCAAUUUGCCUGGCAUCCAUCGGGAGAGAUUCAUAUGUCGGUCGGCGGGCAGGGCAGUGUGGCUGUGAAUACACAUAAACAAGAAACGGAAGAUGUAGAAGUUAUGUCUACAGAUUCUUCGAGUAGUUCGUCUAGUGAUUCUCAAUAGACAUAAGUAUACUAUUAUACCUUGUGUUGGAAGUGCACAAGUUAUUAUUUUAUAAAUAAAGCUCUAGCUAUUUGUACAAAA
Messenger RNA from Solenopsis invicta (red fire ant), 1036 nucleotides. RefSeq names its product mediator of RNA polymerase II transcription subunit 4 (gene MED4). Gene Ontology annotation, biological process: regulation of transcription by RNA polymerase II. Gene Ontology annotation, molecular function: transcription coregulator activity. Gene Ontology annotation, cellular component: mediator complex; core mediator complex. Lineage: Eukaryota; Metazoa; Arthropoda; Insecta; Hymenoptera; Formicidae. Bases 191 to 955 code for a protein of 254 amino acids. The record is from RefSeq and is a predicted model, not a curated record. The transcript has 3 exons.